Molecule: messenger RNA, 1398 nt
Organism: Pipistrellus nathusii (Nathusius's pipistrelle)
Lineage: Eukaryota; Metazoa; Chordata; Mammalia; Chiroptera; Vespertilionidae
Source: the annotation of a GenBank genome assembly
AUGAAUGACUUUGGAAUCAAGAACAUGGACCAGGUAGCCCCUGUGGCUAACAGUUACAGAGGGACGCUCAAGCGCCAGCCGGCCUUCGACACCUUCGACGGGUCCCUGUUUGCCAUCUUCCCCUCCCUGAAUGAGAAGCAGGCCCUCCAGGAAGUGCCCACGGGCUUGGACGCCAUCUCUCAUGACGCGGCCAGCUGCGAGCUGCCGCUGCUCACGCCCUGCAGCAAGGCGGUGAUGAGCCAGGCCCUGAAGGCCACCUUCAGCGGCUUCCAGAAGGAGCAGCGCCGGCUGGGCAUUCCUAAGAACCCCUGGCUGUGGACGGAGCAGCAGGUGUGCCAGUGGCUGCUCUGGGCCACCAACGAGUUCAGCCUGGUGAACGUGAACCUGCAGAGGUUCGGCAUGAACGGCCAGGUGCUGUGCAACCUGGGCAAGGAGCGCUUCCUGGAGCUGGCACCCGACUUCGUGGGCGACAUCCUUUGGGAGCACCUGGAGCAGCUGAUCAAAGAGAACCAGGAAAAGGCAGAAGAUCCGUAUGAAGAAAAUUCUCACCUCAACUCGGUUCCCCAUUGGAUCAGCAGCAACUCAUUAGGCUUUGGCGUGGAGCAGGCGCCGUACGGGAUGCAGACGCCGAGCUACCCCAAAGCCAGCCUUCUGGACAGCAUGUGCCCGCCCGGCGCCCUCAGCGCCGAGCCGGAGUUUCCCAUGUUCCCCAAGGCCCCGCUCGGCACGGUCGGCGUCGGCUACUGCUCCGUCAGGCAGGCCUUCACCGGCAGCACUUUGAACCUGAUGGCCGGCGGUCCCGGGAAGCCCGGGGACCGCGACGCCUCGGAGCAGGGCGGGGACAGCUUCGAGAGCUCGGACUCCCUGCUGCAGUCCUGGAGCAGCCAGUCGUCGCUGCUGGAGCAGCGGGUGCCCUCCUUCGAGAGCUGCGAGGAGGAUGGCGGCCAGGCCCUGGGCCCCGGCAAGCCCACCAUGUCCUUCAAGGACUACAUCCAGGAGAGGAACGACCCGGCCGAGCAGGGCAAACCGGUCAUUCCUGCGGCCGUGCUGGCCGGCUUCACGGGAAGUGGACCCAUCCAGCUGUGGCAGUUUCUGCUGGAACUGCUCUCGGAUAAGUCCUGCCAGUCCUUCAUCAGCUGGACCGGCGACGGCUGGGAGUUUAAGCUCGCCGACCCCGACGAGGUGGCCCGGCGCUGGGGCAAGCGGAAGAACAAGCCCAAGAUGAACUACGAGAAGCUGAGCCGCGGCCUCCGCUACUACUACGACAAGAACAUCAUCCACAAGACGUCGGGCAAGCGCUACGUGUACCGCUUCGUGUGCGACCUGCAGAACCUGCUGGGCUUCACGCCCGAGGAGCUGCACGCCAUCCUGGGCGUCCAGCCGGACACCGAGGACUGA